This is a messenger RNA of Rotaria sordida, 2112 nucleotides long. NCBI's taxonomy places the organism in Eukaryota, Metazoa, Rotifera, Eurotatoria, Philodinida, Philodinidae. The record is from the annotation of a GenBank genome assembly.
AUGGACACAAUUGUUUCUUCAUCAAAUCAACCAGCUUUAUUUAGUAAAAAUAUUUAUUUAAGAAUAAUAACAAAUAUUAAAACAGAUGAAAAAUGUCGAAAUGUUCAUGUAACAGUUGAAUUUCAAACAGCAAGUUCAUUACAAACAGAAUUCGUUCUUAAAUUAACUGAUGAAGAUGAUCCAUUUUUUCUUUAUGAACUUCAUUUAAAUGUUGAUGAUUUUAAAAAUUUAAAACGAGAACAAGGUGUAUUAGUUGAUUUUAAUGCAUUCCCUCAACAUGUUAUUGAUUAUUUAAAGUUAUGUAUACGUGAUCAACAUAAUGAUACGACACCUGCUAAUGGUUCUCGUUUUCAAUUACAACUUGUUACUGAUGAACAACAAUUAACAAAUCAUCAAACACAUUUACGUGUUGUUGAAAUAAGUUCAUUUAAACAUCUUACACAUUUAUCUCUAUUAGUAACAUCAGCUAAUGAUUAUGAAAUAAAGAAUUAUCUUGCUAGACGUUUACAAUCAAAAACAAUGGAUUAUAAUCAAUUAAAUAAUGAUUAUGAAAAAUUAAAACGAGAACUUGAAUUAACACAAUUGGAAUUAAAAGAAAAAAAUACAAAUUUUGAAAAACUUACACGUGAAUGGGAUUCAAAUAAUAAUCAAAUUGUUGGAAGACAUAUGCAAGAAUUAGCAGAAGAAAAGGAAAAAGCUUUACAAGAACGAACAAGUAUACAAGAAAAAGUGGAAAAUGAUCGUCGUGAACUUGAACAAACACAUUUACGAAAUGUUCGUGAUAUGCAAAAACGUUUAUCUGAACUUGAAGAAACAACAAAAGAAUUAACUAGUUUAAAAUAUCGUAAUGAAAUAACAAUCAAUGAACUUAGUUCAAAAUUACAAACAUUAACUGAAGAAUAUCAACAAGCUAAAGAUGAAAUAAAUAAAUAUAGAAAAACAAAUACAACACUUGAAAAUGAUAUACAUCAAUAUGAAAAAACUGUUAAUCAUUUACGAACUAAAAUUGCACUUGUUGAACAAGAAGUUAAAAGUAAACACGAAGUUAUUCAACAAACAAAUGAUCGUAUUGCUAUUGAACAAGAAUCAAAAAAAAAAUAUGAAGAAACAGUUCAAUUAAAAAUGGAAAAAAUGUUAGAAUUAAAACGAGAUUUAGCUAAAGGUAAUGAAAUAAUUAUACGAUUUGGUAAUGAUUUAGAAAAAUGUAAAAGUGAUUUACAAAAAUAUCAACAAGAAUUAGCCAAAAGUCGUGAAAAAAUGAAAACAAAAGAUCAAAUAGCAACAAAACAAGAACGUAUAUUACAAGAAAAAGAACGUGAAUUAGCAACAUUACAAAAAGAAAAUGUUGAAUUAACAAAUAAAUUAGAAAAAUCUAAUGAUACAUAUCAAAAAUUAACUGAACAACACAAUGAAGCAAAAGAUUUAUUAAAAAAAAAUGAAGCUUUAAUUAAUUAUCUUAAUCAUAAAUUAACUGAAUUACAAAAUAUUCAACCACAACAAGCACGUUUAUUAAAUGGUAAUAUGACACUUGAUUCAUCAUCAGCAACAACAACAACAACUUCAAAUCAUUUUCGUCCAACAUCAUUUUUAACAAAUUCACAAACCAAUGGUGAAUUACAUUCGAUGAGACAUGUUUCACAAUUUCCUAGUCUACAAACACAUUAUGAACCAAUGAAUAAAUCUCAGGGAACAACAUGGAAUAGUUCAACGACGGGUCAUAAUCAACAUAUGAUGAGUAGUACUCAAAUGCCAGUCUCAUCAUCAACAUUAAAUACUUCAACAUCAGCUGCUGUAAAACAUUAUUCAGCAAGUAAUAAUGAUUUAAAAGAUAAUAUUGAACAAAAUUCAAUGAAUCCGCCGGUUAGUUCAAAAAUUGAUCCAAAAUAUUUUCAAUUUAGUUCAACAAGUGGUACAACAAUGACAACUGGUAAUCUACCACUUCGAUCUUCUAUGUCAGCUGGUAAUGUUCAAAAUUCAUCACGUGCUAAUACAACAACAACAACUGCAGUAAUAAAUAAACCAUUGUCAACUCAACAAAAUCGAUCUGUUCGUCAACAAUCCGUAAAUACAACUCCUCUUGCUUCAGCUUAUUCGUCAGAAAAACAAAUGUAA